This is a messenger RNA of Cercocebus atys (sooty mangabey), 5237 nucleotides long. RefSeq names its product leucine-rich repeats and calponin homology (CH) domain containing 3 (gene LRCH3). The record is from RefSeq and is a predicted model, not a curated record. Bases 43 to 2445 code for a protein of 800 amino acids. The transcript is spliced from 21 exons. Gene Ontology annotation, molecular function: protein binding. Lineage: Eukaryota; Metazoa; Chordata; Mammalia; Primates; Cercopithecidae.
GCGCAUGCGCCGAGCUGAGGGCCCAGUGUUGUCGGCUGGGAAAUGGCGGCCGCGGGCUUGGUCGCGGUGGCCGCGGCGGCCGAGUACUCUGGCACCGUAGCGUCGGGAGGCAACCUCCCCGGUGUUCACUGCGGCCCAAGCUCCGGGGCAGGCCCCGGUUCUGGCCCGGGCUCGUGGAGCCGCUCUCUCGAUCGAGCCCUGGAGGAGGCGGCGGUCACCGGGGUGCUGAGCCUGAGCGGCCGGAAACUGAGGGAGUUUCCCCGGGGAGCGGCCAACCACGACCUGACGGACACCACCCGGGCGGACCUGUCACGAAAUCGCCUUUCAGAAAUUCCUAUAGAAGCAUGUCACUUUGUUUCUCUGGAAAAUCUCAACUUGUACCAAAAUUGUAUUCGGUAUAUUCCAGAGGCAAUUUUAAACCUACAAGCUCUAACGUUUUUAAAUAUUAGUCGGAACCAACUGUCAACAUUGCCGGUACACUUGUGUAAUUUGCCGUUGAAAGUCUUAAUUGCUAGUAAUAAUAAAUUGGUGUCACUUCCAGAAGAAAUUGGACACCUCAGACAUUUGAUGGAACUUGAUGUGAGCUGCAAUGAAAUUCAAACUAUACCUUCCCAAAUUGGUAACCUGGAGGCCUUGAGAGACCUUAAUGUAAGAAGAAAUCACCUAGUACAUUUGCCUGAAGAGCUGGCAGAGUUGCCUUUGAUACGGUUAGACUUCUCAUGCAAUAAAAUUACCACAAUCCCUGUUUGUUAUCGGAACCUCAGGCACCUACAGAUGAUCACCCUAGAUAACAAUCCACUACAGUCACCUCCUGCACAGAUAUGUAUAAAAGGCAAAGUCCACAUAUUUAAAUACCUGAACAUACAAGCUUGUAAGAUUGCUCCAGAUCUGCCAGAUUAUGAUAGGAGACCAUUGGGUUUUGGCUCCUGCCAUGAAGAACUGUACUCAAGUCGCCCGUAUGGAGCCCUUGAUUCAGGCUUCAAUAGCGUGGACAGUGGUGAUAAGAGAUGGUCAGGGAAUGAACCUACAGAUGAAUUUUCCGAUCUGCCUCUUCGAGUAGCAGAGAUGACUAAAGAACAAAGACUACGAAGGGAAAGCCAGUACCAAGAGAAUCGCGGCAGUUUAGUGGUAACAAAUGGUGGAGUGGAACAUGAUCUGGAUCAGAUUGACUUCAUAGACAGCUGUACCGCAGAGGAAGAAGAGGCCGAGGUGAGACAGCCCAAGGGACCGGACUCAGACAGCCUUAGUUCACAGUUUAUGGCGUAUAUUGAACAACGGCGAAUCUCUCAUGAGGGUUCACCAGUAAAGCCAGUAGCCAUUAGGGAGUUUCAAAAAACAGAAGAUAUGAGAAGAUAUUUACAUCAAAACAGGGUUCCAGUUGAGCCAUCUUCUCUCUUGUCACUAUCAGCAAGUCACAAUCAGCUGUCACAUACAGACCUGGAACUUCAUCGGAGAAGGGAGCAGUUAGUAGAGCGCGCUCGGAGAGAGGCCCAGCUCGCUGCCCUGCAGUAUGAAGAGGAGAAAAUAAGGACCAAGCAGAUCCAGAGAGAUGCUGUCCUGGACUUUGUCAAACAAAAAACAUCACAAAGUCCACAAAAACAGCAACCCCUCCUAGAUGGUGAGUGCCCCUUCCCAUCCAGAAGGUCUCAGCACACUGAUGAUAGUGCCUUGUUAGUGUCGCUGUCAGGUUUGAAUCAAGUGGGUUGUGCUGCUCCCCUGCCUCAUUCUUCUGCCUUCACGCCUCUUAAGAGUGAUGACAGACCUAAUACUCUAUUAAGUUCACCUACAACAGAAACAGUUCAUCAUUCCUCCGCAUAUGCUUUUCCUGCUGCUAUCCAGAGAAAUCAGCCUCAGCGCCCUGAAAGCUUCCUUUUCCGAGCAGGUGGCAGGGCAGAAGCCAGCAAAGGUCAUGCUUCACCCCUUCCUCCAUCUGCUGCACCUACCACUGAUUCUGCAGAUUCCAUAACAAGACAGAAUUCAAGACAGAGAGAAGAAGAGCUGGAAUUAAUAGAUCAACUGCGUAAACAUAUUGAGUACCGGUUGAAAGUGUCUCUGCCUUGUGAUCUUGGAGCAGCUCUAACUGAUGGUGUUGUUCUUUGCCAUUUGGCUAAUCAUGUGCGACCUCGAUCUGUCCCAAGCAUUCACGUUCCCUCACCAGCUGUACCUAAAUUAACAAUGGCGAAAUGCAGGCGAAAUGUGGAGAAUUUCCUAGAAGCUUGCAGAAAAAUUGGUGUACCUCAGGACAAUCUUUGUUCCCCUUCCGACAUCCUUCAGCUAAACCUCAGCGUUAAAAGAACUGUUGAAACACUACUUUCUCUUGGGGCACACUCAGAAGAAUCCAGUUUUGUCUGUCUCUCUAUCCAGCUUCUGGGUUUUGUGGCAUUUUACUGUACUGUCAUGUUAACUCUCUGUAUGCUUUAUUACUGGCUCUUCCCCUCUAGCUGAAAGAUUGCACUCCGGUGACUUUCCACCUCAUUCCUGUGCUGGGUAAAGGAGGUUUGUUUGUCAUUCAGAAUUAUUUAUAUAAGUGCUUUUUCUCCCCGCUGGCCCUCAAAGAGCUCACCGGUAAAGGAGACAAAUCCUUUUUGCAGAUGUGCAGCCUGUCACUCCUACACAAAAAGUUCUUUAUACAUAAGCCACAAACCACACACCUUCACAAUACCAAACAGAAAAUAUUGAUUUCUUAUAUAGACAUCACUUAGUACAAAAUAUUAAUUUCUUUUAUAGACAAAACUUAGCAUGAAGUUCUCUGGCGUGAACUUGUUGCAUUAGCAGACAUUUUGCUGACAAAGAGUAAAAGACCAGCAUCUUUUUCUCCUGGCCAUCCGCCCAUUCUCCUGGCCUGCGGCCUUGUUUCUCUUCCCAUAAACGCUGAAGCAUUUUUACUAAUACAAUUCUGAGCUUGUACUUCGAAUAUGACAUGUAGAGCUUUAUUUCCAAGUCACACAGUACAACCCCCAUUGGCCAUUUUUCCAUGUCUCAGCACAAGUGUUGACAUUGUGGAGUGACUGAGCCUUUUCAGCAGCUGCUCAUGAGGAAGAUCAUCGUGCCUUUUCUGGUUUUGGCAGGACCCGGUCACUUAGCUUUCUGCUUUGAACUGUGUCCGGAAACCCUGAAUCCCCCCUUGGUAGGCACAGGUCCGUCUGAGCAUUUGCGGUCUGGACGUUUGGAAGGUAUUGGCCGUCAUUUUAAUAAUUUUAGUUUGGUCAGAAUGUUCAGUUUAAAGAUCACGUGGAUUUCCUAGACUGCUAUUCUGAGCCCAAUCCAUACGUUGCACGUGGUGCACACGAGCAGAUGGGCUGGAGCUGGCCUCUCAGGGUGGGCACCUGGCCAGAUUGACUGUGUUUGUUAUGUGUAACUGAGACUCACUCCCAGCAUUCUGUUUAAAAUGGGAAUUUAUGUGAUUUCUAACCUUCUUAAUAGUGAAACUGUAGCAGGAGAAGUAGUAGGGCAGCAGUCCCUGUUCUGUACUCAAGGCAGUGAAUACUGUCUGGUUCUUUCUGAAUGCUUAGCAUUUAGCUGCUAGACAUUAAUGCUGGAAACUACUUUAUAAUUGUGGUUAGAUUCUAAUUUCAUAAGUGGUGUUUCUGAAUAUUCAGGAAACUUCUGAACUGUGUUAACAAAAUUGGGAUAAAGAAUGAACUCAAGUAGGAGGAGAGAUUGUGAGGAGCACGACAUGCAGUUGUAGAAUUCAGCCUGAGAGGCUUAUUGCUUUGGUUUUCUUCCAUAUGAAAUGGGACAGCUAUUUUCACAGGUGAAAAGACUGUUCACUGUUAAUGCUCAAACACUAAACACUGUGAUGAUGAAAACUGCAGUUUUCUGUGUUAGUAGGUGCCUUUCAGACUUUGGGGAGUUGGGUUGGUUUUAUUUUUAAGAUGUCUCAGAGUUGGAACACCUGUUAAAAAACACACACAGGCUCUCAUGGUUUAGGGGUUGUAAUUGUACAUUCUCUUGAGAACACACAGCACUCCCUGUAGCCCAGCUGGAAGGUAAGUGUGCUCUAGAAAGCAUAGGCUUCUGAGUGUAAACGCCAGGCCACACAGGUCCUAGGGCGCUACUGAGAGGAAGAGAUCAGGGGAUCAGCCUUGGAGAAAGCACGUCUCUUCCGACAGCAAAACAAAACGCUCAGCAGGUUCAUUUUAAAAAUAAUUUAUCUAGACGUGCAGUUGCACUCAGUAUUUCUACAAAGUUGCUAGUUUUAUUAGAUCAAAAGAUUACAGUUACCUCAUUUUAUCAAGAUAAGUAUUAAAUAAAAAGUAAGCACAAGUACCAGUAACUGCCUCAAAAAUAAAUACUUGUUAUAUAUUUUAUUGUAACUGGUUUUGUAAAAUUUCGUAGUAAUGUUGUCUCAAUGAAAAGCAAAAAAAAAAAAAAACUAGUUGUCUUCUUUAACAAACAUGUGUAAUCCUUUUUUAGUGGAACCAGAAUUCUAUAUUCUGUUCUUUGUAAGAGCAAUCUCUUUUCUUUCUGAAUAUUUACUCUUAACAGAAAGCCAGUGAUAAGUGCUGUUCUUAAGAUUUGCCUUUUUCUCUCAGAAGAAAGGAUUAACCUAACAAAUUAAUGAUGCGCACACACUCGAUGUAUUACUUAACUUCCUUAAGCAAACAUUGUAAACACUUUACAGAUGUUGGUAAUCAACAUAUUCCUGCCAAAGCUUAGGUAGUAGUUCCCUGGAAUAAUUCAGGCUGUUAAAUACCAGGAUAUUAAAUACUUUACAUUUUCAAAUACUAUUUCUUUUUAAUUCUGUAAUUCAGAUUUUUAAUUCAGACAGGCCCUUCCAUGAAUUAUUCAAAUUAGGGGGAAGUUUCUCAAACACAUCUAAAUCUCAAGAGCUCAGGAUACACUGAGUUUCUUGCCCUGCCUGGCCUUGGGAACCCUGGUUUUCAUAGUCAGGAUUAUCAUGCAGAUAGUGUAGAACUCAUGCAGGCUGAGUUAUGUUUUCAAACUAUCUUGCAUUCCUGUGGUAGGGAACUUACAAAGUGCUUUCUGCUAAAGUGUAAAUCUUUCAGUCUUGAGCCAUCUGGUAGCGUGGAAUUGUUUUUCUAUUUUUCACAUUUCCUAUUUUAUAGAUGUGCACUGGCCUUUUAUUCAUCAGAGAAUAAAGGAUGUUGCUUUCACACUGCAGUACUGUUUUUCCUCUGCUGUAUGUAUAAAUAUACGCUACUUGUCAAUUUCCCAAUUUUGAAAAUUAUCUGUAUGUACUUUUAGUUGUAUUAAUAAAGUGACAGUGAGCGUCA